AACAUAUAUACAUAUAAAAGAAUUCUAAGCCAGCUAUUUUCAUUUAAACCGACACAAUUAUAACAAUUUCUCACUGUUCUAUUUUAUUUUUUCAACUGCUCAAAACAGAGUAAACAAAAAACAAAAACCUCGUAAUAAAAAACUCAAAAAUUAAGAACCUUUGAUUGAUGGCACUUACAAAUGAAAUCAUGGGUUCUUCAUUGGUAGAAAGAUCUUUGUUUCCUUCGUCUUCACCAAGUUUUCAACAGAAACGUGGAAGUUUCUUGAUCAACCCUGUUUUGGUUCCUUUAGGAAACAGAAGAGUUUUGAAAUUGAGAAAAUCUGCUAAGUUUCCUGUUGCAGCUAUAAGUGAGGAUUUGGUGAAGGGUUCAUCUUCUUCUUUGUCAUCGUCAUCAUCUUCUUCUUCUUCUUCUUCUUCUUCUUCUGUUCCUGAAGAGAAACCAGUGAAAUUCAAAGUUAGAGGUGUUGUGACAAUAAGGAACAAGAUCAAAGAGGAUUUCAAAGAGACUUUUGUUAAACAUCUUGAUGCUUUAACUGAUAGGAUUGGAAGAAAUGUUGUUCUUGAACUUUAUAGCACUGAGAUGGAUCCAAAAACAAAAGCUGCAAAGAAGAGUAGUGAAGCAGUGUUGAAGGAUUGGUCAAAGAAGACAAACAUUAAGGCAGAGAGAGUGAAUUACAUAGCUGAAUUCAUAGUGGAUUCAAGUUUUGGAGAGCCAGGAGCUAUUACUAUUAUAAACAAUCAUCAACAAGAAUUUUACUUGGAAAGUAUAACCCUUGAAGGAUUUGCAACUGGACCAGUUCAUUUCCCUUGCAACUCUUUUGUUCAAGCCAGAAAAGAUCUUCCUGGAAAGAGGAUUUUCUUUUCUAAUAAGGCUUAUUUACCGGAUGAUACACCUGCUGGGAUUAAAACUUUGAGAGAGAAAGAGCUGAGAAAUUUGAGAGGUGAUGGAAGUGGAGUUAGAAAAUUAUCUGACAGAAUUUAUGACUAUGAUACAUACAAUGAUUUGGGAAAUCCAGAUAGAGGAAUUGAAUUUGCAAGACCAACACUUGGUGGAUCUGAAAUGUAUCCAUACCCAAGACGGUGUCGUACUGGCCGUGGACCAUCUGAUACAGAUAUAACCGCUGAGAGUCGUGUAGAGAAGCCACAUCCUAUGUACGUACCAAGAGAUGAACGGUUUGAGGAAUCAAAACAGAACACAUUUUCAGUGAAGAGGCUAAAGGCAGUGCUACAUAACUUGCUUCCUGGCCUUAAAUCAAGUCUUUCUGCUCACAACCAAGAUUUCAAUGACUUUUCAGAUGUUGAUGGCCUUUACAGUGUAGGGUUACUCAUUAAGUUGGGUUUGCAAGAUGAUGUUUUGAAGAAAUUACCAUUACCUAAAAUUUUUAGCAAAAUUCAAGAAUCUAGCCAGGGUCUUCUAAAGUAUGACACUCCCAAAAUUAUAUCAAGUGAGUAUAUGGUUUUUUUAUUGUCAAUUUCUUGCUAACUAUUUUGGAUACAC
Molecule: messenger RNA, 1499 nt
Organism: Cicer arietinum (chickpea)
Lineage: Eukaryota; Viridiplantae; Streptophyta; Magnoliopsida; Fabales; Fabaceae
Product: linoleate 13S-lipoxygenase 3-1, chloroplastic-like
Biological process (GO): lipid oxidation
Molecular function (GO): protein binding; oxidoreductase activity, acting on single donors with incorporation of molecular oxygen, incorporation of two atoms of oxygen; metal ion binding
Source: RefSeq, a predicted model, not a curated record